Molecule: messenger RNA, 3770 nt
Organism: Choloepus didactylus (southern two-toed sloth)
Lineage: Eukaryota; Metazoa; Chordata; Mammalia; Pilosa; Megalonychidae
Gene: ZNF343
Product: zinc finger protein 343
Exons: 6
Coding region: 726-1670 (314 amino acids)
Biological process (GO): negative regulation of transcription by RNA polymerase II
Molecular function (GO): DNA-binding transcription repressor activity, RNA polymerase II-specific
Source: RefSeq, a predicted model, not a curated record
UCCAGCUUGUGACUUCCAUCCUCCCUCCAGCUACAGGGCGACGACUCAGACAAGAGAAAAUGACUACACAGGAUGAGGUAAAGGCCCACAGAAGACUGCUUUGCCUUCCCAGUCUGUCUCCCAGCAAGCAAGAGAAGGAUGACCACAGAGAUUCGCGGGCAGCGCGAUGUUUCCAAGCCUAAACCCAGGAAACUGGCUCCCUGACAGCAGAAAAAAACGGUCCGGGAAACCUCCCUCCAGCUGACGCCCUCAACUAACCCAACACACCAACCGGAACCGCGUCACGUAAUCGCCGGCACCGAGAGGCGGGUCCGGAAGCCGUCUGUGGAAGCCGCCGCAGAGGAUUCUGGGGGAGUGUAGUUUUUGAGACCGAAGGCGGAGGGGACAGAAACUUCUCUGCAAACUUCUCUGCAUGGAUAAUCUUAGAAAAGAGGAGGGAGAGGCUGUCGCCACAAUGGCCAUUACCCGUGGCGGCCAAUGGGAGGCGCAGGCAGCGAGGGUUCGGGGGACUGUAGUUCUAGCAUAGAUCCGCGGUGGAUGGCUGUAUAGACCGAUCUCCCUGUCCUUAAGUGGCUCUGGUCCUGGCUGCAUGGAAACAAGAUGGGCUCUUACAAGAAAAGUUCAGAGAAGUCGCCCCAGGCAGCAGAAAUCAUCUUGAGAUGACUUAACUUCCAAUUGGCCCUCUGGAAGAAUUUUAUGGCAGACAUUGGCAUGACUCUGAGGCCAUGACAUUAUCAGAUCCUUCUGCCUUGGGAGAACAGGACUGGGAGAAGAUUUUGCCUUCAAAGAACAGGGAGGACAUGGAAACCAUGAAGGAAUUGACUCAAAAGCAUAAGACAAAAGGUCUGCCUUCUAAGGAUGCUGCCUGGCCCCAGGAGAAGAAGGAAAAGCCUGAAAUACUAGUACCAAUUACAUUCCAGGAUGUGACUGUGGUCUUCACAGAGGCAGAAUGGAAGAGACUGAACUCAGAGCAGAGGAACUUACACAAAGAGGUGAUGCUGGAGAAUUACAGGAAUCUGCUCUCGUUACGCUUAUGUGCAGAAAAUCAUUUCCAUCUAGAGGAUUCCAGCCUGGUGUAUGAGAAGCAGCAGGAACAGCAGUAUUCUGAUCAAAGCUACUGGAGUGAAGACACAGAAGGUCAAGAGAGAGAAGGCUCUGAACCUUUGUGUGGUAGCACAGUGGAGCGAGAGACUUCAAGGGCAUUCUCCAGCCCACCCCAAGGCCAGUCACCUUGCUCUAAAGAAGGCAACACAGUGGUUGUGAUAGAGCCCACCUCAACCCAAAGGGUAGAGCCUGUAGUAACAGACAAAGGAUUGAAGGACUUAGGAACCUCAGGAUUUAGAGCAAUCAACUGUAGAGAGUGUGAACCAGACUGUAGCUCAAAAUCAAACUUCAUUACACACCAGGGGACCCUCUCAGAGAAGUCCUAUGUUUGCAGUGAGUGUGGGCGAGGCUUUAAAGAUAAGUCAACCCUCAUCAGACACCAUCGGACCCACUCAGUGGAGAAGCCUUAUGUGUGCAGUGAGUGUAGCCAAAGUUUUAGCAAAAAGUCAUCCUUCAUCAGACACCAGAGGACACACUUAGGGGAGAAGCCCUAUGUGUGCAAGGAGUGCAGGCGAGGCUUUAGUCAGAAGUCAAACCUCAACAGUCACAAGAGAAUACACUCAUAAGAGAAGACUUCUUUGUGCAGGGUGUGUGGGCAAAGCUUAGAAACAAGUCAUUCCUCAUGAGACAUCAGUGGACUCACCCAGGGGAGAUGCCCUAUGUUUGCAGUGAAUGUGGGCGAGGCUUUAGUGGAAAGUCAUCCUUCAACAGACACCAGAUGACACACUCAGGGGAGAAACCUUAUGUGUGUCUGGAGUGUGGGCAAGGCUUCAGCCAGAAGUCAAAUCUCAUCAGACACCAGAGGACACACUCAUGAGAAGCCCUAUGUGUGCAGGGAGUAUGGGUGAGGCUUUUGCAAUAAGUCGACCCUCAUCAUCCAUGAGAGGUCACACUCAGGCAAGAAGCCUUAUGUGUGUAGUGAGUGUGGGAGAGGCUUUAACUGGCAAUCACUCCUCCUUAUUCACCAAAAGACACACUCAGGGGAGUAGCAUUAUAUGUGCAGGGAGUGUGGGUGAGGCUUUAAUCAGAAGUCAAGUCUCAAUAGACACAAGAGAAUACACUCAGAAGAGAAGCCUUAUGUGUGCAGUGAGUGUGGGCGAGGCUUUAGUGAAGAGUCAUCCUUUAUCAGAAACCAGAGGACACACUCAGGGAGAAGCAUUACAUUUGCAGGGAGUACGGGCAAGGCUUUAGCCAGAGGCCAAAUCUCAUCAGACACCAGAGGAUGCACUGAGGGGAGAAGCCUUGUGAAUGCAGGGGUGUGGACAAAGCUUUAGCAGUAAGUCACACUUCGUCUUACACCGGACACCUGGGAGCAGUCUCUAUGUGCAUAGAGCAUAAGUGAAGUUCCAGAGGUGUGUUGACCCUUGUCAGGCACCAGAGAACAUAUAUGGGAGAGGAGCCAAGUGCAGAGAGUGUGGGUAACUCUAGCCCUAAAUUGGUUCUUAUUUCACACAAGAGGACACACUAGGUAAGAUGUGUGCAGGACUGUGGGUGAGGCUUUAGCAGUAAGUCAGCACUCACAAACAUCCAAAGACACACUUCAGGGAGAGGUGUCAUGUUCAGGGAGUGUUGGUGAGGCAUUAGCUAAAGAACAAAUAUGGUCAGACAGAUGGGUCACUCAGGUUGGUGCUUUUUGUUUGCAGGAAGUGUGGGCAAGGCUUUUGUGAUAAGGCAGCCUUCUUCACAUACCAUAGGGAGAAUCCUAGUGCUGUGACGCUCUGCCUGGACAACCUUUUCAGGGCCACCACCUCCACUGCUGGAGAUGACAGCUGUUGAAGGCUCACAGGUGACCUCCGCCCUAGCGGUUGCUCUCAGCUACAGGGAACUACAUAACCUAGUGCUAUGCACCAUCCCAAGGAGUGGCUCCUGGCCAAUGACUGGUUGAUAUGGGGAGACAAAACCCCAACCCAUGACUCAACUGGGACAACUCCAAGGGGUCUUCCCAGGUGCAGAGCCCCCAUAGGACCGAAUGCUCUCUCAACAUUGCAGGCCAGCUUCUUCCUCCAUCCAGUCCUGCCCUUACUCCCCAAUAAACCCAUCAGUUCUCCAUCUCAUCAACUUUCCAGAAAAUCCAGUCUGUGGCAUCUUAAAUGUACAAGGAAUGUAUGGCUUUGGUGAUGAGUCACCCCUCGACAAACCCCAAAGGACAGAAUAGAAGCUUUCUAUGUACAGGGAGAAUGAGCGAGGAUUUAGGAAAUAGGCCUCAUUAUACACCUCAUCAUACAUCAGAGAAGAGCUUGAUGGGGAGAAACUGUACCUGGGCAGGGAGAAUGUGAGAUGCUUUAGCAGUAAGUUAUACCUCAUUUUGCACUGCAGGACAUGCUCAGGGGAGACCCAUGUGGGCAGGAUGGUGGGUGGAGCUUGACCCUGAAGUCCCUUCUUAACAGGCACAGAGAGGACAGAGUCACACUACCACAAACUACUGCCUCGUUUUCCUUUCUACUUUCUAGGCUCAGAUGGUUGACAACUCUGCUCUGACCUCUAUGUCCUGGGUCAAUAACUUUGCACUGGAGGGGUCCAUGUAGGUGCCGUAUUGGAAUUUGCCAGGGUUAUUUUUUAUCGUGGAUGCUGUGGUGUGCCACUCAGAACCCUCUUCAGGACCGAAGCACUUAUUCUCCCAGCUGCUGGGAAUGCUGGCUACUGAGUCCUCUCCAAGAAUUGCCCUG